This is a messenger RNA of Aaosphaeria arxii CBS 175.79, 1879 nucleotides long. RefSeq names its product purine-cytosine permease. NCBI's taxonomy places the organism in Eukaryota, Fungi, Ascomycota, Dothideomycetes, Pleosporales. The record is from RefSeq and is a predicted model, not a curated record. Bases 133 to 1686 code for a protein of 517 amino acids. Gene Ontology annotation, biological process: transmembrane transport. Gene Ontology annotation, molecular function: transmembrane transporter activity. Gene Ontology annotation, cellular component: plasma membrane; fungal-type vacuole membrane. The transcript has 4 exons.
CCUUGUCCCGGUCGUAUGGGACCUUUAAAGGCCCCCGCUUGCCCUGUCGAACGACCUCUUGUACACCUAUGUGAAUUCGUCUGCACACAAGACCUGUAAAAAAGAAGUGUGGAGCCGUAUCCCUCAAGCAGCAUGUCACCAACCGGCCUGGGACACGGCGAUGUGGAGAAGAACCCUGUCACGUCGGGAUCUUUUCUUCCAGAGGAUGGUCAUGCUGUCCCUGGAUACACGUUUGAAUAUGGGAACAGCACAUAUGCCAGGUUGCAACGACUUGCAGGCAAGUUGCACGUCGAACAGAGAGGUAUCGAAAGGGUUCCCGAAGAUGAGCGAAAUGACACCUCGUUAUUGAACGUUGGCACUAUGUGGCUAUCCUGCAAUAUGGUCGUCUCCUCAUUUGCUUUGGGCAUGCUUGCGCAGAAGCUGUUCUAUCUUGGCUUCGUUGACGCCGUUCUAACAUGCAUCUUCUUCAACCUUCUCGGCGUAGCACCAGUGUGUUACUUCUCGACCUUUGGUCCCAGGUUUGGCCUUCGACAGGUUGUCCUGUCCCGAUACUGGUUUGGCUGGUACGGCGUGAAAAUCAUUGCCUUCUUCAACAUGCUUGCAUGUAUUGGCUGGUCCAGCGUCAACUCCAUUGUCGGGGGCGAACUUAUUCAUGCUGUCAACAACGACGUCCCAGGUUAUGCCGGUAUCAUCAUUAUCGCCAUAUGUACGCUCAUCAUCACCUUCUUCGGCUACAAAGUCGUUCAUGCGUACGAAUACUGGUCCUGGAUACCUACAUUUAUUGUCUUCUUGAUCAUCCUCGGAACCUUCGCACACUCUGGAGACUUUGUCAACAUCCCCAUGGGAGUUGGUCUAUCAGAAAUUGGAUCUGUGCUUUCUUUCGGGUGUGUAAUCUAUGGAUUUGCAACAGGUUGGGCGUGUAUGGCUUCCGACUAUACAGUUUACCAGCCGGCGACUCAGUCCAGGCGCAAGAUCUUUGGAGCUGUCUGGCUAGGACUCAUGUUCCCUUUGCUCUUCACCCAGAUCCUAGGCAUCGCGAUCAUGACCGCAACUACGAUCAACGACGGCGAUAACAGGUACAUGCAGGGAUAUGAGUCCGCCAAAGUAGGAGGGCUGCUUGCUGCCGUGCUCUUCCCUCCGCUUGGCGGCUUUGGCAAAUUCUGUCUUGUCAUUCUGGCGCUGAGCACGAUUGCGAACAAUUGUCCCAAUGUCUACUCUGUCGGUUUGACCUUGCAGGUUUUGGGUAGAUGGACUCAAAGAAUUCCCCGCUAUGUUCUGACGACGAUCGGCACGGCGGCUUACAUUGCGAUCGCGAUCCCCGCGUAUACGGAAUUUGAAGAAGUGCUUGAGAACUUUAUGAACUUCAUUGGGUAUUGGCUCGCCAUCUAUGAAGGCAUUGCAUUCUCCGAUCAUUUCCUGUAUAAGCGCUCCAUGUCAGCUUAUGACCCAUCGUUAUACGACCAGCCAAGCAAGCUACCCCCAGGGAUUGCUGCAAUCUUUGCGUUCUGUUGCGGAAUUGUGGGCAUGGUAAUGGGUAUGUCGCAGGUUUGGUUCGUGGGACCGAUUGCUUUGCAUGCAGGCGAGGCACCAUUCGGAGGCGAUGUUGGCUUUGAGUUGGGAUUCGCAUUUGCAUUUGUUGCAUAUACCAUCACGCGUCAUUUUGAACUGAAGUACUUUGGGCGAUAAUUGUCGCCUAAGCACUGUUGAGCAUGCAAGUAAUUUACACAAUGAGUUGCAAGAAGAGAGACUAAUAAUUGGUUUUCGUUGAUGCGACUGCAUCGUUGACUAGAGGCAUACCGACGAUUCCAUGGUGGAAAACACAAACUCUCUCUCUUCUACCCUAGUUUGAAUAACCCAUGAAUUAUCAUUGAUAUCCAAG